AUGAAUCAAAACCAACGACGCCAACGAUCGAGAAUACCCACCCCGGCACCAAGGGCUCAAUUCGCACGACCUAGGCUAGAACGAGUGGACAACAAUCCAAGAACGCGGCUGCGAGACGAAGCUACUGCGCGAGAACAGGCUACCCAACAACAGGCCACUCAACGAGCUACACUAGAACGAGAGAACAGAACUUUAAGAGCGCAGGUCCGCAAACUUCAACAUGAACAAGCUGCUUUGCGAGAGCAUGCCGCCCAACGGGCUAGGCUAGAACGAGUGACCAGGGAUUUAAGAGAACGAGCUGCACGAGAGCAGGUCGCUCAGGACCGAGAUACACUGGAACAAGAGAACAACACUUUAUGGGCACGGGUGCGCAACUUUCGAAAUCAACGCAACCGACUUCGACAGCAAAAUAUCACUCUUGAUGUACGGAGACGACGUCAAGUGAAUAUAUUACUAGCCACUCUGGUUGCACAGCGGCUCCGAAGUAAUUUCCUGGCUCAUGAACACAACGAAAUGCAACAACAACGAGACAACGCUUUACAGGAGCACGAUUGGAUGAGGCAAGAUUAUGACCAGCUUUCAGAGGACCUCCAGCGUACACGUAAUCAGAACGAGGAAGAAACAACCUCCCUCCUAAUUCAGAUCAGUGAAUUCUCAAAGCGGGCAGAUCUCCUUGAUAAAGCAUUAUUGGAAGCAGGGCUUCAGAUCACAGAAACCACAAAUGAUAACCCAAAAACUUCGAUCAAUAAAUCUUCUCGGUCGAGAAAUAAACUCAGACUCCAAUUGGUCCGAUGGCGAAGUCAAGGACAAGUAGAGACCAUAGAGUAA
Molecule: messenger RNA, 828 nt
Organism: Talaromyces stipitatus ATCC 10500
Lineage: Eukaryota; Fungi; Ascomycota; Eurotiomycetes; Eurotiales; Trichocomaceae
Exons: 2
Coding region: 1-828 (275 amino acids)
Source: RefSeq, a predicted model, not a curated record